AUGCAGUACACGGGCAGCUUCUACCGCGGGCAGCGCGUCAACGGCAGGUUGGAAGGGACGGGGACGUACACCCUCCCCACCGACACCAAGUACGAGGGCGAGAUGAAGGACGGGAUGUUCCACGGGAAAGGAACUCUGUACUUCCCCAGCGGAAGCAAAUACGAAGGGACUUGGGACAAGGGUAUCUGUGUGGAGGGAAAAUACACCUUUUCUGAUGGUUUGGAAUACAAGGACAAUAAAUGGCAUUACUGUGACGGCUAUGACCGGCGGUUCUACACGGAAAUCUGCAACGGCCUGAAGCCAGCAGGGAUUUCCCAGCUGACCAACCUGGAUCCCCCGCGGAACAUCCCCCCUGGCUGCUACGACUGCGGAGAUGGCUUCUACAACCCGAAGACCAGAGUGGUUGUGGAUUACCGGCACCGCUUUCUGAGAAAUGCAGAUGACGACGAACACGACUGGAUUGUGAAGACGUGUCGAAAAGGCUGGGACGAAUGCGUUGGCUUCAAGCCGAAGAAGUGAGCCGGUCGGAGGGCGAGGAAGAACCCGGCUCCCCUUGGGGUUUUUCCCGCCUGAGGACCCUCUCCCUGUAAUUUCUCCAUUAAGGCCGGCGUGGCCUCCCCCUGCCAAGAGAAGGGUGCCCAGCGGCUUUCCUUUCAUCGGAGGCAAUAAGUGGAAAUGGUGAGCCAAUCGCCCUGCGCAUUGGCCUUUCCCGAGGGGAGAAGGAGAAGGAGCCAGAUUUUAUUGUGGGGUGGGUUUUUUGUUUGUUUUUUUGGUCGUCCUUUUGUUUUGCCCUCCACAAAGAAGGGGGGCCGGGCUGAGGAACCCCAAAGCAAAGAAAAGGGAACCGGUCUUCCGUUGAUGUCAGUGCCCGCACCUCGACUCGACUUAACUUUAUUUAUUAUACACAAAUAAGACAUUUACAAAGCACAACAGUAAAAGGGAGCUAAUAAAACAAACAUUGGUUUUGACCUCUUUUUUGUUUUGAUUUGAUUUUUUUAAAAAGUGCUUUACAAUUUUUCUUUUUCUU
Molecule: messenger RNA, 1027 nt
Organism: Ahaetulla prasina
Lineage: Eukaryota; Metazoa; Chordata; Lepidosauria; Squamata; Colubridae
Gene: MORN5
Product: MORN repeat containing 5
Exons: 5
Coding region: 1-519 (172 amino acids)
Source: RefSeq, a predicted model, not a curated record